AUGGAGGAAAAGCUUCUACCGGGCGCUGGUAUCAGAAAGCGGGAGAGACAAUAUCCACGCCUUAAGACCUGGACCGUCCCAUCAAUAUGGACACUCUUCGCAUUGCUCGUUCUCUGCAAUCAUUACAACAUAUACCCCAUAUUAAAUCCCUGGAGCAGCUCAAAGCCUCUCAAAUACACAGGCGAGCACAUAACCUGGGAACCAUGCGGCGACCUGCACAACAAACCACUCGAAUGCAGCAGCAUCGAAGUCCCCCUAGACCAAUUCGCAACAGAGAAACCAAACCCAGCAACAAACCCAAAGGGCUUCAAAAUCCCACUCAUCCGGCUACGCAGCGAAAAUGCAACACAGAACCUCCUCCUAAACCCCGGCGGCCCAGGAGCCAGCGGCUUCGAGUUCCUAUACCGCCGAGGCGAGCAGCUCAAGAGCAUACUAGGCGAAGGCUUCCACCUGCUGACAUUCGAUCCACGCGGCGUGAACAGCUCAACACCCGCAGCAUCGUGUUACCCAGACGCCAAGACGCGACAAGAGCAGUCGCAUAUUCGAGCGUGGAAUGCCGCAGCCGAUAGCCCCGAGAUCUAUGCAUGGGCACAGAACUUCGCCAAAGCAUGUCCCGAGACAAUGGGCGACUAUGCGCCGUACAUCAACACACCGCAGACCGCAGCGGAUAUGAAUAGUAUCCUCGAUGCAGUGGGGCAGAAAGAUAUGAUCUACUGGGGGUUCAGCUACGGUACUCUUCUGGGACAGACGUAUGCGGGAAUCUUCCCCGAACGAUCAAAGCGCGUCGUUAUCGACGGAGUCGUGAACCAGUUCCAGUGGUACGAGGGCGUGAAUAAAUCCGACGAGGCCAUCGACACGGAUAAAGUGCUCGAUGGCUUCUUUGACGAAUGUAUGAAAGCAGAUGCUGGCAGCUGCGCGCUCGCCUCACUGGCAACGUCAAAAGAAGAGCUGCGCGAAACAGUCCUCUCGUUUAUGGAUCAGCUCCGUAACCAACCGCUCGAUGUAUACAUCAACAACACUGUCUACGGAAUCCUAACCUAUGAAAAAGUCUGGUACAACGGCGUCUUCGCAGCAUUAUACAAACCUCCACUGUGGUCGUCCCUCGCGGAUAAUCUCCACAGCCUAAUCCAAGGAAACGCAACACCGGCCUUCCUAGCCUACAACAGCGCCGGAGAAGAGAAUGACGAGUCCCGCGAAUUCAUCGAGCUGAACGACGGCCGCACAGGGCCACCCCACUGGCCCCAGGGUAAAGACGCCCUGCUCGCACAGAUCACACCCUGGCUCAAUGAGAGUCUCUUCAGUACCGUGCUUCUCGCGACAUACUACCAGAAACAGCAGUGGACGGUGCCGAGGACGCAUUCGUAUAUGCCGCGGCGAGGGGUAGAGACUGCGCAUCCGCUGUUGAUCCUGUCGACGACCUACGACCCUGUUUGUCCGCUUGUCUCGGCACACGCGGCUAAUGAGGCGUUUGCUGGAUCCCGUGUUGUGGAGGUCGAGGGGUAUGGACAUUGUUCUGUGGCUGUGGCUUCGGUUUGUGUUGCGAAGCAUUUGCGUGCGUUCUUACAUGAGGGGAAGCUUCCUGAUGCGUAUACGCAGUGCAAGGUUGAUUCUGCUUAUUUUGGUAAACCCGUUGAGCAUGGGUGGAUGACUGUCCAGGCGUUCUUUGAGGACCCCGAGGAUCAGAAGAUUCACCUUGCGCAAUUGGAGCUUAUGGCGGGGUGGGAGUUUGGUCGGCCGAUGAUGUGGUGA
Molecule: messenger RNA, 1749 nt
Organism: Penicillium samsonianum
Lineage: Eukaryota; Fungi; Ascomycota; Eurotiomycetes; Eurotiales; Aspergillaceae
Product: alpha/beta hydrolase
Exons: 1
Coding region: 1-1749 (582 amino acids)
Source: RefSeq, a predicted model, not a curated record